GGGUAUAAUUAAAGAUAUAGCUACUAGGUUUCAAUGUAGUUUUGCUUUAAUUGAUAAAAUAUUUACUAAAAUGGCUAAGGCAAUUCAAAAAAUUUAUAAUGAUCCAAACUGUCCUUUUAACUAUCCAAAAACUUUUAUUAGUAAUAGGAAUACUGAAUAUAUAGACAAGUAUAAGAAUUUAUUACUCAGUCAUAAUAUAAAAAUUCA
Molecule: messenger RNA, 207 nt
Organism: Diversispora eburnea
Lineage: Eukaryota; Fungi; Glomeromycota; Glomeromycetes; Diversisporales; Diversisporaceae
Source: the annotation of a GenBank genome assembly